Molecule: messenger RNA, 3878 nt
Organism: Uranotaenia lowii
Lineage: Eukaryota; Metazoa; Arthropoda; Insecta; Diptera; Culicidae
Gene: Syngr
Product: synaptogyrin
Exons: 4
Coding region: 339-1028 (229 amino acids)
Cellular component (GO): synaptic vesicle membrane; neuromuscular junction
Source: RefSeq, a predicted model, not a curated record
UGCCCGAUUCUCGACGAACGGUGGCUCCAUCCAUCCAGUUAGUUUGCCUUUGCCAGUGCGUUUGGGAAAACAGUUCGCAAAAGUUUCCGAGAACGCAGACACGGUUUCGUAAGAAUACUUCCGAGAUUCGGUAGAUUGAGUGAGAAAAUUUCAAAAGAAGCACAUUUCUGGGUGGAUUUCCGGUUUAUCGUGGGUGAAAAGUGCUUCGGGUCCGGUGUGGAAUAAGUGGAAAACGCUUCAGGCCAGAGGAAUUUGUCGGAGCCUUUUUGAAAAAAGUUCAAUUUUAACCAGGAAGCAGAAGUUGCAGAAAAGGCCUCAAACUGGAGCACAUAACGAAAAUGAUGGAUUUCAGUGGUGGCGCCUACGGGGGAGGCAAAGCAGGAGGAGCCUUCGAUCCGAUCAGUUUCGCGAUGCGGCCAACGGUUGUCUUGCGAGCUGUUUGCUGGCUGUUUGCCAUCAUUGUCUUCGGCUGCAUAUCGUCCGAGGGCUGGCGGGAAGAGAACGGUAAGGAGUACUGCAUCAUCAAUAGGGAUUCCAAUGCUUGCAACUAUGGAGUCGGUAUCGGAGUGAUCGCUUUCCUGGCCUCGAUGGGAUUCAUUGCCGGUGAGUACUUCUUCGAGCAGAUGUCCUCGGUCAAGACGCGGAAACACUACGUCCUCGGUGAUUUGGGCUUCUCCGCUCUGUGGACCUUCCUGUACUUCAUCGGCUUCUGCUAUUUGACCAAUGCGUGGGGCAAGGCCGAUGAUCCGCCAAAUGGAGAGGGAGUGAACAACGUGCAGGCUUCCAUCGUGUUCUCGUUCUUCUCGAUCUUCACCUGGGCCGGAUGUGCGUAUUUCGCUUUUUUGCGCUUCAAGGCCGGAGUGGAUCCGUCGUUUUCGUCCACGUACGAAUCGGAUCCGAACGCCGGAAAUCAGUACGCUUCCUAUCCGGUGGGUGGCGGAGGAGCGGACAGUGACCAGUACCAGCCGGCGCCGUUCAGCGGUCAGCAGCAGCAGCAGGCCGGUGACUUCACAGCCCCCACUUAUUAAAUCCUCGCGAUAGGAACACACGAGAAGAUCCCUUCAUUAUCUCUAAUUGAUAACAGCAACAACAAAAUACAUACAAAAAAUGUAGAUUCGUUAUUUUGCUAACGGAAAAGAAUAAGCAGCAGCAACAGUAUGUAGUAGCGAAGGGGACGACUCUACCUACACAAAUACAAAACAAAAAAGCAAAACCAAAACAUUUGUCUGUAUCAACCCCCAACAAAAAAAAAACGGAGAUGGUAUUUAUCGAAUAAUUAUCCCUCUCUAAUCUGGUUAUAUAGGAAUAUAUCAUAUGUUUAGGACUACCACAGACUACCUAUUUAAAUAAUAAUUUCGCUCAGAAGCGCGUGCUGAAGACAGACACGUUGCAAUCCUCGUUGGCGCAUACCAGAAUAGACAAAAAAAACAACCAAAAUACAAAACUAAACCAAAAAGAAACCUACACCUUAAACCCUAAGUAAGCAAAAACAAGACAAAAAUCGUUAACCCUUCAAAUAAAAUAGAGCAGAAAGCAAAAAAAAAAAAGUUGGAAUCCAUCAACAUAAGCUGUAAAUCGCUUUUGUUUUUGGACAUUUAGCCAAACUCAAACUAACAAAACAAAACAAACCAAUUGUUGAAAUAGAAGGAAACAAAAAAAAAACAGCCAUUUGAUACCAUCACAACGAGCAGGAUAGCCCAGAAACCAUAACCAUAUUAUAUUUUUAGCAAUCCAAAUACCUGCGGAGAGCUUUUAGGAAACUGCUGGUGAGAGUGUUCGGAAGCUCUGCUAUUUAUUACAGGAGAAAGAAUUCACACACAGACACAUUAACAUAAAAUGAUUACAAAAAACCGUAGAGAAUACUUACAAAAAAUUGAAGAAGAUUGCUGUUGAGUUGAGGGUAAUUUUAACACGUUCGUCGUCAAGCGCAUUUUGGAAGUUUUACUUGCCGGGCCCGAAGUAGUUUUCGGAGAGUGAAAGUUAAGGGAGAGAGCUCUAAGAUUUGAAAAGCGUGGCGAAAUUGAACGGCUAACUUGAGUAAGAGAGCGUCACCCGUGUUUUUUUAAUUGCCAGGCCCCAGGAAAUACACCCGUCACCCUAUUAUGGGUCCCAUGGCGACGAACGUGUUAAGGUUAGGAGAGAGUUUUGUGCCGAGAUACUUCAGAUGUAAGAUCAAAUUAAGUUUCUGAAAAAAAGUGUCGCUCACACAAGAUUCGAUUGACGCAGUAUUCAAAGUCAGAAGGACAGUGCUCGAUGCAAUAAAAUACAUUGAAAGUUCCAUUAAAUUUUAUUCGAAAGCUUUUUCAAAAGUUUUUGUGAUGCAAAAGCGUGAAGUGGCAUCUGAACGGAAAGUGUUUAGGACGAAAACGCAAAUAAAAAUUGUGCUUAGAUUUAAGGUUAAAGUAAACUGUUCAAUGUUUCGGAACUGAUAGUAAUCAUAGAAAGAACAUUCGAAUAAGUAGCUAACCGGCUGUUGAAACUAAUUAUGGUACACACAAUAUUGUAAAAAAAGGGUACUUCAAUUUGAUAUGGUUGAAUGCAGCAAGGGACAGAAAUAUGACAAAACAGAAAAAAAAUCAUCAAAAAAUCAGGUAACAUCCCAAAACCAACCAGUUCGGUAAGACGACGACACCUUCAAACAUUUUAUCACAAAUAAACAAAAAAAAUCUCUUCAACAAUCACUCAAAACCCACCAACUAAUGAACAAAAUCAACUAUACCUUACAUUCCAGAAAAAAGUUUUAAAGAAUCUGUUUUAAAAGAAUUAGAACUGUUGAAAUUAUGUUUGAAUAUAUCUUUUUUAAUUUUUUUUUCAAUUUUGAAUGUUUAGAGUUUGGUUUUGAAGGUAUUCACCUAAAACAACACGAUUACAAUUUCAAAUCGUUCAUGUUCAAACUUUAAUUAGUUCGGAAUUUCCUAAAUUCAUCGAUUAGUAUCAUAAAUAUCUGGAGACAUAGAAUUAUCAAACCUGAAACUAUAUCUUAACCACGUGAAUAAAUGUUUUUAAGAUCAAAUAUUGAAAUCCGUAUAAGCAAAAAUAACCUGUUAAUAAAGACACGGAACAAAUCAACGGAACAAGCUAUUUGAAUGAAGCAUUGAAUUUCGAGAAGCAAAUAAGCGAAUGCAAAAUAAUAAAGAAGAUGAGAAAAAUAAAACAGCAGAAUGAUAUAAAGUUAUUAUUGAUAUACAACAAAACACACAAUAUAUUAUUUAUAGAGCGAAAUCAUGGGAUAAAUAUCAAUAAUUAAAAACAGAAAAAAAUCUCAAGAAACCUUAAAGACAAGACACGCUAUAACUAACAAGAAAAAUACUUUAAUAUAUGUAUUUUCAAAUGAAAGAUGUAGUGCAAGGCUAUUUUUGUGUUAACUUAGAAGCUGAAUUAUCCACCUUUUUCCGUUUUUCAAACGUGAAUGUGAAAAACAAAUUCAAGAAAAACAUAGUUCAAAUAGAGGAAAUUAAAGUAAUCUAUCGAUACUGUUACCGCGCGUUAUAAUUAGGUUCGGAAAUAAACAAUAACUUGACAUGCAAUUGGUACCUUUUCUGACAAACUUUAACUUUAAAAAAAUGUAGGACGAAAUCAACAAUUCUACGAACAUUCAACGUCAAAGUUCUGGAAUCCAACUCCAAUGAUAAAGUUAAGAUGGAAUCUCCGUUUUAAGAAGCUGUCGUCGAGAAAUAUUUACAAUUAAUAUUAGUUCAAACCCCAGAAAAAAAUUAUCAAUAAAUUGUACGAUAAUCAUACGUUAACCUCUCUUCGGUUAGUUGCUUAUUAAUACGUAUAAAUUAAUCAAUAAAACGAAAGCGAUCAUUCCUCAUUAUUGAUAGAAAGUAGUAGCAAGUGAAUGUGAUUAUGAUUGAAAAGUAAAUCAGAAACAAAAA